AUUUAAUAAUUGCCACUAUUUCUUAGUUCUCACUGCUAUUUCUUAAAAUAAAAAUUCAAGCUUAUCUUAGCCAGACAAAACCAAAAACCCCCAAGCCUUUCUUCCCACCUCAUCCCCCCCUAACCGAUAUGUACGGUAGUUUCUUUUAAAACAAUCCAUGCCCAAUUACUAUAAGUAUUAAUCACAUCUCAUUCUGUAAUUAGCCACUCAGAAAUAUUUUUAUGACUACCUUGUUUAUUAAAAGCACACAGGGUUGCUAAACCCUCUUUAAUUUCUGGGUUCUCUUUUAUCAUCCUAGUUUUAACUGUUCAUAGACUUCUGAUUACCAUAAUUAGAUAUGUUUAAUGGUGGUCAAUGAAUUAUUGCUUCAACAUUUAAUGGUCUGGGAGGUGAAUCCCUGCUUGUUACGUGCUUAUUAUUUUUUCCAGCUUCUGUUCAUCAUUAUCUGUGCUAGUAUUCCUAGCUAAUAUUCUUUAUUUGCUUCCCAUUAAAAAAUAUUCUUAAUUGUGUGAUCAGUUGGGAAUUUAGCUAUCCCCACCCCCCCACCCCCGCACCAUACAUUUUAUACAUUUGGUAUGAACUUACUAAUAGAUUUCUAGAGAAUUUUGAGAUUACACCUCACAACUCACCAUUUGAACGAAUAUUGUCACUAAAUGGCACAUCCUCUAAUAGAUUAAAAUCCCUUUGUCUGCUUAUUCUCUUCAUCUUUCUCUUGUCAUCAAACUGUCUUUCAUUAAACUCACCAGCAAACACAGCUCUCAUUCCUGGCAGUUCGCUGCUUACCAUCUCAUCUCCCUUAAUUAAUCAGAUUUGGGAAUCAAACUGGCACGGCCGUUGGCUUUGUGAUAAAAUUAUCCCAAAUUAGUUUUAGGAAAGAACAGGCCCCAUCAUAAUCUUUUGCCUCCAGCGGUGAGUCAUUGAGUUUGUGAGGUCUGAAGGAUCGACUGAUUUCUCAACGUUUUGCCGCUCAGUUGGGCCAUUAAUAAAUUGGGAAAAGGGGGUCCUUUUACUCUUGAGAGAUAACCGGGCAAUAAUUUGCAGAGGAAAAGCACUCCCUCCCAAGAGAUCAGAAGCAUCUAGAAGACUCAGAACCUCAAUACUAGAAAAGGGAAACUCUCCAUUCCAGAAUGUUCUAUUACCCAAAUGUGUUGCAACGUCAUACAGGAUGUUUUGCUACGAUCUGGUUGGCAGCAACUGGGGCAGCCAAACUCUUGAAACGGGAGUACCUGAAAGUCAAUGUCCCAAGAACCUGCGAGGAGAUCAUGGCCUUCAUCCUCGUCCAGGUUCCGCCUCCCGUGCCUGGGGCUCCCAAACCUCGCUUCUCGCUCUACCUCUCCGCUCAGCUGCAGUUUGGGGUCGUCCGCGUCUACACCCGUCAGUGCCAGUACCUUGUGGAGGAAAUCCAGCACAUCUUGGAACACCUCAACCGGGCCCGGCAGCAGAUCCGCAUUGACCUGACAGACCUGGAGCAGCCAGGGUUGCUGCUCCCCAACCAGCUGGCCAUCAUGGAAAUCCUAGAGGAAGCUCCCGAUCCAUUUUUCGGGAUGAUGGAGCCGGUGCUCCCCAGCCCUAUGUCCAUUCCCUAUGUCCGAUCCAUUCUGGAAACAGCCACCCCUGAAAGAAGCCCCCCGCAGCGCCUUCCUCCAUCUCCCUGGGACCAGAGGCCAGGAGAGCGGCCCAUCACAGUCUCCCUGGACACCAUCACUCUCAAAGAGGCAGAACCCAUCACUUUGCUGCAGAUUGAAGGCGAGCGAGACCUGCCUGAAAUCACAGUCCAGGAAAUCGACAUGCUGAUGGAUCAAGGGGAGUUUCUGGUGUCCGGGGAAGAGAAGCCUCGCCGGGUUUCCUCCAGAAAGAGGCGAGCAGAAGAGUCUGCCGAGGGAGUCAGAGAACAAGAGCUGUUGGUCUCCGCUGGGCUGUCGCCUCCCACAAGGGUUGGGGAGGAGCCGUCUGCUGCGAGGGAAGUAGGAGAAUCUCUGUUGACGGAGAAGAUUCAGCUCGCAGGAGAACCCCCUCUGCUGCCUUCAGAGGCGACCCCCCUCCAAGAGCGACCCAGAUUGCUGCCUUCUCCCCAACUGACCCCUCUCCGCCCCCAGCUGAAGCAACGCUCCCCUCCGAGCCCCAAGCUCCAGCUCCCUGCGUACGAGCCAUCCUUUCUGCAGCCCGGCAGGCGGCGGAGGCAGCUGCGCUUCCUGGAUCCGGUGACCCAGAUUUCCCGGGAAGAUUUCCAGAAGCAGAUCUUGGAUCCGCAGGGACAGUGCCAGCCCCUGGAGACUCUACUGCUGCCUCCGAAGAGGUUGAAGACUGCGGAGGAGCUCUUGGGAGCGCCAACUUAUGGAUGGCUGCACCCCACCCUCCAGGCCCUCUGGGCCCGCUGCGCCAACCGCCAGCGCGUAGACUAUGCCAGGAAGCGAGCAGCAGAGGAAACGCGGAGGAGGAGGGAGGAGGAGGAGGAAGUGCAGAAGGCCGAGGUUCCCAGUGAGCUGGAGGAGCUCCGAGCAGCUGAGGAGCCAAGCAUCCCGCCUGUCGGCUCGUCAGAGAUUUCCCUCGAGACGACUGAAGAAGAAUCUCGGCCGAGUUUUGUGGUAGCAGAGGAGAGGGUACUCCUGGAACCAGAGGAAGCGGCUCUGCCCAUCGUUCCUGAGCUCCCGGAAAUAAGUUUUGAGCUGCCCUUGGAUAAGAACAUGAUCACGGUGGACUAUGUGCGAAGGUUGAUCGCUGCCAAACUAGAACAGGCCGGAGUCACAGAAUUUGACCAGCUCCUGCCCCGGGCAGCUUCACGGGGUGUUGCCAGCCGGUUUUUCUUCACAUGUUUGGUGCUGGCUGCAGCCCAGUUCGUACACCUGGAGCAAGCAGAACCGUACGGACGGAUUGUCAUUACACCUGGAGCCCGUUUCCACCAAGGCUAGCGAGACCCUGUUGUUCCUGCUACGGAUCUUGCCCUGUGGAGGGUGCUGUUGGUGUCCCAACGUGGGGGACACACCUCUAGGAGUUAGAGAACUGCUUCCUUUGUCAAACAGUUGUACAGUUUUUUUAACGCCCCAGUUGCCAAAACCCUCAUUUUCCAAUUGAAUAAAUUGUGUUUUGGUUU
Molecule: messenger RNA, 3091 nt
Organism: Podarcis raffonei (Aeolian wall lizard)
Lineage: Eukaryota; Metazoa; Chordata; Lepidosauria; Squamata; Lacertidae
Gene: REC8
Product: REC8 meiotic recombination protein
Exons: 19
Coding region: 1128-2909 (593 amino acids)
Biological process (GO): mitotic sister chromatid cohesion; synaptonemal complex assembly; replication-born double-strand break repair via sister chromatid exchange
Cellular component (GO): synaptonemal complex; cohesin complex
Molecular function (GO): chromatin binding; protein binding
Source: RefSeq, a predicted model, not a curated record